Asterias rubens (European starfish) is the source of this 3108-nucleotide messenger RNA. RefSeq names its product glutamine--tRNA ligase-like. The record is from RefSeq and is a predicted model, not a curated record. The coding region runs from base 71 to 2407 and encodes 778 amino acids. The transcript is spliced from 20 exons. Gene Ontology annotation, cellular component: cytoplasm; aminoacyl-tRNA synthetase multienzyme complex; cytosol. Gene Ontology annotation, biological process: translation; glutaminyl-tRNA aminoacylation. Lineage: Eukaryota; Metazoa; Echinodermata; Asteroidea; Forcipulatida; Asteriidae. Gene Ontology annotation, molecular function: glutamine-tRNA ligase activity; ATP binding.
UUCAUCAGCAAUGUGUUGCUGUCUGUGAAAUUCGGAAGUGUAGACCUCAGUACCGGGUUGGUGCGGAAAAAUGUCGUCUUCUGCUGAUUUAGUCAACUUAUUUACGAGUAUUGGGUUGAGUGAGCAGAAAGCAAAAGAAACUAUCAAAAAUCAAGCCUUAGCAAACAGCUUGAAAGAAGUUAUUAAUGAGGCUAAGAAACAGAAUGGUGGGAGCAGUAUUGACAAAGCGUGUGGAGCGUUGCUGUACCACACAGCCACAAGAUUGAACCAUCAGAAAAGACUGGGGUUUCUUCUCGGUUACAUCGUCUCAAAGGGAAUCAGCUCAGAGCCUCAACUAACGGCUGCCUUGGAUUUUUUCAAGUCGCAUCCAAGUGAUCCGGUCGAUGCAAAAGCUUUUGAGUUAGCGUGUGGUAUUGGGGUGGUCAUCACACCAGAGCAGAUUGAGGAUGCAGUUGAGUCAGUGAUCAAGAAGCACACUGCUGAACUAAUGGAGAAGAGAUAUCACUACAGUAUGGGAAUCCUAAUGGGGGAGGCACGCCAGCUGUUGAAGUGGGCCGAUGGGAAGGCAAUCAAGAAUGAGGUAGACAUGCAGGUGUUGGAUCUACUUGGACCUAAGACGGACGCAGACAGAGAGAAGCCGGCCAAGACAAAGGAGCCGAAAGGGAAGAGCAAAACAAAGGAAGAACAGCGGAAAUCCGAGCCCGAGAAAGAGCUAGCGUCACCGGCUGAAGGUGGAGCAGAAACCAUCAAUCAACUCAUGGGAGAAGCGGUCAAGUUCCACAAACCUGGUGACAAUUACAAGACUGAUGGUUACAUUGUGACUCCGAAGGUCAUGGAGUUGCUCAAGGAGCAUCUGGAGCUCACCGGUGGAGGGGUGCGUACACGGUUUCCCCCUGAGCCGAAUGGUAUUCUGCACAUCGGCCACGCAAAGGCCAUCAACUUCAACUUUGGUUAUGCAAGAGCCCAUGGAGGUAUAACGUUCCUACGCUACGAUGACACCAACCCAGAGAAGGAAGAAGAAAAAUUCUUCACAGCGAUCUUAGAUAUGGUGCGAUGGCUCGGGUACGAACCGUACAAGGUCACCCAUGCAUCGGACUACUUCCAGAACCUGUAUGAUCUAGCUGUGGACCUCAUCCGAAGAGAUCUUGCGUACAUCUGUCACAUGAAGCCUGAAGAGAUUAAAGGUUAUAACAAUCCAGACUCGCCGUGGAGGGAUCGACCGAUUGAGGAAUCACUCAAACUCUUUGAUGACAUGAGACGAGGUAAGAUAGCCGAGGGUGAAGCCGUCCUUCGUAUGAAACACACCCUGGCCGAGGGCAAGAAGGACCCCGUAGCAUACCGCAUCAAGUUUACACCUCACCAUCGCUCCAAGGAUAAAUGGUGCAUCUACCCGACCUAUGACUACACUCAUUGUCUGUGUGACUCAUUGGAGCACAUAACCCACUCACUAUGCACCAAGGAAUUUCAAUCUAGACGUCAGUCGUACUACUGGCUGUGUAAUGCAUUGGACCAGUACUGUCCAGUACAGUGGGAGUACGGCAGGCUCAACAUGAACUACACGGUGGUCUCCAAGAGGAAAAUAGGCAAACUCAUAGAGCAUGGCAUUGUCAGAAACUGGGAUGACCCAAGGUUGUUCACCCUGACUGCUCUUAGAAGACGUGGGUUCCCCCCUGAAGCUAUCAAUAACUUUUGCGCCAAGAUUGGUGUUACAAUGUCACGGGUGACCUUUGACCCAUCGUUUCUUGAUUCAUGCGUCAGGGAUUUCCUCAACAACACAGCGCCCCGAGUGAUGGCUGUGUUGGAACCAAUCAAAGUUACGAUAGUUCCAGAUCGAAAGAGAGAGAUGUUGAGUAUACCUAUCAUACCACACGACAGCAGUAAGGGGAUACGCCAGGUGGCGUUCACAUCCGCCAUUUACAUCGAACAGAGUGACUUCAGUGAGAAUCCCGAGAAGGGCUACCGGCGGCUCACCCCAACCCAGUCAGUCGGCCUGAAAUACGCAGCUCAAGUCCUCACGCUGAAGUCGAUCGUCAAGGAUGAGUCGGGCCGAGUGACCGAGCUGAAGGUAACGGCAGAAUCGGUGGACACGGCAUCCAAACCGAAGGCGUUUAUUCACUGGGUAGCCGAGCCUAUGGAAGUUGAAGUCAGGAUAUACGGACGAUUGUUCAAGCACAAAAACCCGGAGGAUCCAGCGGAGGUCCCUGGUGGUUUCUUGACGGAUUGUAAUCAGGACUCCUUGACGGUGAUACCCAAAGCUCUGGUGGAUCAGUCCGUCAAAGGAGCAAAAGUCUACGAUAAGUUUCAGUUUGAGAGGAAUGGCUACUUCUCUGUGGAUCCUGACUCGACGCCUAACAAUAUCGUGUUCAACAGGACAGUAGCACUCAAAGAGGACACUGGCAAGAACUGAUGAACCUCAAGAAUCCAAAAAGUUUUUCUCCUUCCGAAUAAAUUCCUUUUCUUCUAUAAGAGACUGUUUUUUUUUAGAUCGGCCAUCUUGUUUCUGUGUGUCCCGUUUACCCUGUAACCAAGAGGAGGUUGGAUGGUCAAAAUAGUCUGGUCCCUAUUUGGUACAAUGAGAUUUACUUUUAAUUUUAUCUAUUGUACACUGGGGACGUAACAAAGAUGGCGCCAGCAUGGCGGUUAAAAACUUGCCAAAAUAGCAUAAUUAGCUAACUUAAACCUUUAGAGCUUGUAGCAAAAAGUUCAUAGUGUCGACACAGAAUUUGACAUUGUCCAAUGGCUCUAUUGUGACAUUCUUUCUACUAUACUUAUUAACAGAAAAAAAAACCAAUCUGUUCCAUACUAUUUGUUUAGACAUCAUUACUGGACAAAGUGUCGAAAAACAAACCCAAAUUAUCAUUGUCUGUGUGUAAGGUGAUUGAUUAUACACAAAGAAAUGGCCUCUGUAGGUUCAUAGUGUCAAGCUUUAAAGCCUAAUUUCAAAGAACUUCAAAAAGAAUCUAUACACAAUAAUAUUAUGCUCACAAGAAUUAGGUUACCUGCCAAAAUACUGUGUCACAUGUAUUAUCAUUUGCGACUGGUAUCCUGCUUAGUUUUUUGCUUAGAAUAAGUGGAGUAGUUUUCGAGAAAGAAGUAAUUUUCCACGAA